AUGGGGCGAAUGCAAUUUAGUGCUAAAUGGAUUCAUUGGAUUCUAAGCUGUCUUCAGUCCGCUACGGUGUCUGUGUUGGUAAAUGGAAGUCCCUGUGAGGAGUUUAAGAUGGGGAAGGGUCUGAGGCAGGGUGAUCCUCUUGCCCCAUUCUUGUUUCUAAUUGUGGCGGAAGGGUUGAAUGCCUUGUUUAAUAGGGCUGUAGCAGCGUGCAGAUUUGAGGGGUUUAAAUUUGGAGGGGAUAGCGAACUGGAAGUAUCUAUGCUUCAAUUUGUAGACGACACCAUUUUCAUUGGCAUGGUAUCUGGACAAAAUGUAGCAACACUGAAAUGUGUACUGAGAUGCUUUGAGAUGGUUUCAGGUCUCAAAGUUAAUUUUCAUAAGAGCAAGCUUGCAGGUAUAGCAGUGGACAGGGGGAACAUGCGAAGGUUUGCAGCUGUAUUACACUGCAAAUUAAUGGGGGUUCCUUUUACAUACUUGGGAAUACCGGUAGGAGGGAGCAUUAUGCGAAGGAUCCUGUGGGGUGGUGCUGAGAAUGAGAAUAAAAUUGCUUGGGUGAAGUGGGAUAAGGUGAUAAAGACAAGGUGUGACGUGCAAGGAGGUUCUCCAUGGUGGAAUGAUAUUAAAUCAGCGUGUGUAGUGGAUGGGUGGGAUUGGUUUGGAGAUGCAGUUCAAAAGACAAUGAGGGAGGGGAAUGACACACUGUUUUGGACAGAACAGUGGAUCGGGAAUGGGUCAUUGGCAUCAAGGUACCAUAGGCUGUUUAAUUUAUCAAAAGCAGCGUGA
Lotus japonicus is the source of this 783-nucleotide messenger RNA. RefSeq lists its product as uncharacterized. The transcript is spliced from 3 exons. Lineage: Eukaryota; Viridiplantae; Streptophyta; Magnoliopsida; Fabales; Fabaceae. The coding region runs from base 1 to 783 and encodes 260 amino acids. The record is from RefSeq and is a predicted model, not a curated record.